Molecule: messenger RNA, 597 nt
Organism: Cantharellus anzutake
Lineage: Eukaryota; Fungi; Basidiomycota; Agaricomycetes; Cantharellales; Hydnaceae
Product: supernatant protein factor, C-terminal domain-containing protein
Exons: 7
Coding region: 1-597 (198 amino acids)
Biological process (GO): intracellular protein transport; Golgi organization; protein retention in ER lumen
Cellular component (GO): endoplasmic reticulum; COPII-coated ER to Golgi transport vesicle; Golgi apparatus
Source: RefSeq, a predicted model, not a curated record
AUGUCCUUGGACAGGCGAAUACACUUUUUCUUAUGUCUUACAUUCUGGAUAUCACUCGUCCUGGGGCAUAUGAUUGAUGUGAAGGCGGCGCAGAAAGAAUGCUUCUUUGAGGAUCUUCACGUGAAUGACAAAAUGACUGUCACAUAUCAAGUCGGUGCAGGAGGACAUCUGGACAUUGACUUCUGGUUAGGUGACCCGCUCGACGUCGCUAUACAGAAAGACUUCAAGUCAUCGACAGGAACAGUAUCUAUCACUGCGGAAACUGAUGGAAGAUAUACAUACUGCUUCUCAAAUGAGAUGAGUACGCUUCAAGACAAAGUUGUCAGUUUUAACGUACAUGGUGUCAUCUAUGUUCCGGACGAUGGGACGAUUGCGCCAAUCGAGCGAGAAGUCCGAGACCUUGCCGUGGGGCUUCAAGCAGUUAAGGAUGAACAGGAAUACAUUGUCAUCCGGGAACGACGGCACCGCGAUACAGCUGAAUCAACGAAUGCGCGCGUAGUGUGGUGGAGCAUAUUCCAGGCUGUCAUUUUGUUUUGCGUCUGCGGGUGGCAAAUUUACUAUUUACAGUCCUUCUUUGAAGUAAAACGCAAUUACUAG